This is a messenger RNA of Arabis nemorensis, 699 nucleotides long. The record is from the annotation of a GenBank genome assembly. NCBI's taxonomy places the organism in Eukaryota, Viridiplantae, Streptophyta, Magnoliopsida, Brassicales, Brassicaceae.
AUGAUGAUGAUGAGAGGCAUGACUGCUAAGAACUUUGACCCGGUGAAGUACUCUGGGAGAUGGUUUGAAGUAGCUUCUCUUAAACGUGGAUUCGCUGGUCAAGGCCAAGAAGACUGUCAUUGUACUCAGGGCGUAUACUCGUUUGAUAUGAAGGAAGGAGCUAUCAAAGUAGAUACAUUUUGUGUUCAUGGUAGUCCUGAUGGGUAUAUAACAGGAAUCAGAGGAAAAGUUCAAUGCGUUGGUGCGGAAGAUUUGGAGAAAAGCGAGACUGAUUUAGAAAAAAGAGAGAUGAUUAAAGAYAAYUGUUUCCUUCGAUUUCCCACGAUUCCUUUCAUUCCCAAGUUACCUUAUGAUGUAAUAGCUACSGACUACGACAACUACGCUCUUGUUUCUGGAGCCAAAGAUAAAGGCUUUGUUCAGGUGUAUUCCAGGACGCCGAAUCCAGGUCKUGAGUUCAUAGCUAAGUACAAGAACUAUUUAGCGCAAUUUGGAUAUGACCCGGAGAAAAUAAAAGAUACUCCACAGGACUGUGAAGUGAUGUCUGAUGGUCAGCUUGCUGCCAUGAUGUCUAUGCCAGGUAUGGAGCAAACGCUGACAAACCAGUUUCCAGAUCUUGGWUUGAGAAAAUCAGUGCAGUUUGAUCCUUUCACAAGUGUGUUUGAAACCUUGAAGAAACUUGUCCAGCUCUAUUUCAAGUAG